AUGGGGCCGGGGUUCGUCGGCGGCAAGCUGCAGCAGGGCGGCCACGCGGUGAGCUUCCUCCUCGGCGCGGCGCUGCCCACCGCCCUCCUCUUCUUCCUCGCGUCCGACCGCCUCGGCGAGGGCUUGUCCACCAUCUCCACGAGCUGGCGGGGGAACGGGACGACGACGGCCUCGCUGCAGGCCGACGCGCCGCCGGCCGAUAUUCCCACAGCCGCCGAUGGCCGUGCCGCUCCUGCGCAAGAUCACGAGGUGGAGUUCGCGGGCCUCGCUGAGCUGCUCACGAAAGUGGCGACGGAGGACCGGACGGUGAUAAUGACGUCGGUGACCGAAGUCUGGACGCGCCCCAACUCCCUGCUGGACGUCUUCCUCGGCGGCUUCAGGGACGGCGAGGGCAUAGCGCACCUCGUCAGCCACGUCCUCAUCGUCACCGUCGACGCCGGCUCGUUCCGCGGCUGCAAGGCCGUGCACCCGCACUGCUACCUCCUCGAGGUGAAGUCCAUGGACAUGAACAUGGCCAAAACGUUCGGGACCAGGGAGUACGUCGAGAUGAUCUGGCUCAAACUCUCGAUCCAGCAGCGCGUCCUAGAGCUCGGCUACAACUUCCUCUUCACGGACGCCGAUAUCCUAUGGCUUCGCAACCCGUUCCAGCACAUCUCCGUCUACGCCGACAUGAGCUGCUCGCUGGACAACUCCAAGAUGGCGCCGGCUCUCCUGGACUGCGAGAACAACGUCGGGUUCUACUACAUGAAAUCGACGAACCGGAGCAUCGCGAUGAUCAAGUACUGGAGGGCGGCGAGGGCGAGGUUCGACGGCAACCCGAUCGAGCAGGUGGUGUUCAACACGAUCAAGCACGAGCUCAUCAGCGACCUCGGGGCCAGGAUCCAGCCGCUCCAGACGGAGUACAUCAGCGGCUUCUGCGACUUCCAGGAGCGGCUGGACAAGGUCUGCACCGUGCAUGCCAACUGCUGCAUGAGGCUGGACAACAAGGUGAAUGACCUCAGGAAUGUCGCCGCGGACUGGAAGAAUUACACCAGCCUGACGCCGGAGGUGAGGAAGAAGGCGGGUAUCAAGGUGACGCCGCCCAGCAAGUGCAGGAAGUCCAUGGGAUGGACGUAAACUCUGACGGAAACGCAUCGGAGAGUGUGAGUUUCAGGUCGGCAGUUCGAUGGA
Molecule: messenger RNA, 1170 nt
Organism: Panicum virgatum (switchgrass)
Lineage: Eukaryota; Viridiplantae; Streptophyta; Magnoliopsida; Poales; Poaceae
Exons: 3
Coding region: 1-1116 (371 amino acids)
Source: RefSeq, a predicted model, not a curated record